AUGGCCGACAAGAUGGACAUGUCCCUGGACGACAUCAUCAAGCUCAACCGGAGCCAGCGCGGCGGCCGCGGCGGCGGCCGGGGGCGCGGCCGGGCCGGCGCGCAGGGCGGCCGGGGCGGCGGCGGCGGCGGCGCGCAGGCGGCGGCGGCGCGGAUCGGCCGAGGCGGCGGGCCCCUGCGGAACCGGGCGGCCCUGGCGCGCGGCGCGGCGGGCGGCGGCGGCGGCAGGAACCGGCCUGCGCCCUACAGCCGGCCCAAGCAGCUCCCGGACAAGUGGCAGCACGACCUGUUCGACAGCGGCUUCGGGGGCGGCGCCGGCGUGGAGACGGGCGGCAAGCUGCUGGUGUCCAACCUGGACUUCGGCGUGUCGGACGCGGACAUCCAGGAGCUGUUCGCCGAGUUCGGGACGCUCAAGAAGGCGGCCGUCCACUACGACCGCUCGGGCCGCAGCCUGGGCACGGCCGACGUGCACUUCGAGCGGAAGGCGGACGCCCUGAAGGCCAUGAAGCAGUACAACGGGGUGCCCCUGGACGGCCGCCCCAUGAACAUUCAGCUCGUCACGUCACAGAUCGACACACAGCGGAGACCUGCACAGAGCGUGAACAGAGGCGGGAUGACUAGAAACCGCGGUGCUGGGGCCUUCGGCGGCGGCGGGAUGGUCCGGAGAGGCGUCCGCGGGGGCAGCCGGGGCCGGGGACGAGGCACAGGCCGGAGUUCCAAGCAGCAGCUUUCCGCAGAGGAGCUAGACGCUCAGCUGGACGCCUACAACGCCAGGAUGGACACCAGCUAAGCGCUGGCCGCUGCGUGCAGAUCGGAUCGGACGUCCUGUCCCACAGAGCUUCUGGGGAGGGCCACAUGGGGCUGCGCGGCUGCCGAGGGCUCUGUUUCUUUUUCUGUUUUAAAAUAGGGUUUUAAAACUCAUGUAAAGUUUGUUCCCCCCCUGCCUUUUUUUUUAAUUCUGAAGCAAACCCGUUUUGUACUGAGUUAUUUUGGGAUAAACCUUACUGUUGCUGUUGUGGAAAAGGUGGCAUUUCCACCUUGGCCAUAAUAAACUAGAAGUAUGUGUCGCA
Suncus etruscus (white-toothed pygmy shrew) is the source of this 1069-nucleotide messenger RNA. RefSeq names its product Aly/REF export factor (gene ALYREF). Bases 1 to 789 code for a protein of 262 amino acids. The record is from RefSeq and is a predicted model, not a curated record. The transcript is spliced from 6 exons. Lineage: Eukaryota; Metazoa; Chordata; Mammalia; Eulipotyphla; Soricidae. Gene Ontology annotation, molecular function: mRNA binding. Gene Ontology annotation, cellular component: nucleus. Gene Ontology annotation, biological process: mRNA export from nucleus.